UUCUCCGGUUUUCUUUCGUCCGGGCCUCUGCUCCUUGGGUUGCACCCCCAGGGAGGCGUAUUGCAGAUCGGGGCUUCGGGCCGGUGGUUGACGCCGCCCGGCCGCGCUCUCAUCGCGGACUUGCCUCUCUCGCCCGGUUUCUCGUCUCGUCAUGGCGAGGUUCUGGGUCUGCGUGGCCGGCGCCGGCGCCGGCUUGUUUCUGACGUUUCUGGUUUUGCAUUCGUGUUUUUGUGGCUCUUCGAUUUCUUGGACGCCUGAAAAUAUUCGUUACCGGCUGGAUGUGGGUUGGCCGAAGUAUUCAGAAUACUUUUCUGGAACAACAUUUUGUGUUGCAGUUGAUUCUUUCAACGGAUUGGUUUAUGUAGCACAAACAGGGGUUAAUAUCCCAAAGGUAUUAGUGUUCACAGAGGACGGAUAUUUCCUACGAGCCUGGAAUGAUACAGUUGACACACCUCAUGGUAUAUUUGCAGCCAGUACACCAUAUGAAAGAUCUGUCUGGAUCACGGAUGUAGGAAGUGGAUCUUAUGGUCAUACUGUUAAAAAAUAUAAUUCCUUUGGUGAUCUUAUUCAAGUCUUGGGUACCCCAGGCAAAAAAGGCACUGAUUUGAACCCCCUGCAGUUUGAUAACCCUGCAGAGUUGUAUGUGGAAGACACAGGCGAUAUUUAUAUUGUGGAUGGAGAUGGAGGAUUGAAUAACAGAUUGUUCAAACUGUCCCAAGAUUUCAUGAUCCUUUGGUUGCAUGGAGAAAACGGGACAGGGCCUACUCAGUUCAACAUACCUCACAGCGUUACAGUUGAUUCAGCUGGUCGGGUCUGGGUUGCUGACCGAGGAAAUAAAAGAAUCCAAGUGUUUGAUAAAGACACUGGGGAAUGGUUAGGAGCGUGGGAUAAUUGUUUCACAGAAGAGGGACCAUCUUCAGUCAGAUUUACUCCUGACGGGAAGUACUUGAUUGUAGCCCAGUUGAACCUUAGCCGGCUCUCAUUUGUGGCAGCACCCCCAGUAGGCAGCAUCGGCAGCUGUUCUGUGGUCAGCACCCUCCAACUUGCAGAUCAAGUUUUGCCUCAUCUCUUAGAUGUGGAUAGGAAGACUGGAGCAAUCUACGUAGCAGAAAUUGGAGCAAGACAAGUACAAAAAUACGUCCCUUUGAGUAGCUGGAAACCCUUGUGGCAUAGUGGUUAAGUGCUACGGCUGCUAACCAAAAGGCCUGCAGUUCAGAUCCACCAGGCGCUCCUUGGAAACUCUAUGGAACAGUUCUACUGUGUCCUGUAGGAUUGCUGUGAGUCGGAAUCAGCUCAACAGCAAUAGAUUUGGCUUUUUGGUUGAGUAGCUAUUUUCUUUCACUUGGUUCGUAGCUUUUCUUUUCCUGGAGAUCUUUCCAGGUGCAGGUUCAGAUUCGCAAAUUCAUCAUUAAGUGCUUAAAAAUGAUGUUGAAGCACAAGAAGAUAUUUAUUUUUAGCAGAUCUAGUAUUAGAUUUAUUUUUUAUAUUAUCAUGAAUCGGGUUUUGUUGCCAUUCUUAAGAAUUAAUUUUACCUGUAAGCACAUAAAGGUAUUUUAGUGAAAGAAAUAUAAUUCUAAGAAAGUAGGGUCAGAAAGAGGGAUUAAGGCUGUAACUUAGAUUCCCUGGUACUUUUCCCUAGGGAAAAUGGGAAUGAAAGUGGGCUUGGAGGAUAUUUUGUUGAAUUUCAUGUGAAGUACCACAAACCUCAGUUUGUUCACUUUAUAUAAAAUGAACAGCUUGAGAGAUGAGUCAAAUAUGCUAGUUAUUAGUUUAAGUAGCCACCAAGUGCUGGAUCCUGAAGAUUAAUGAAUGAAAAGACAGGGCUUCUCUGUAUUUUGAGUAGCUUGUAGUCCAGUUGGGAAAAAAAGUUAAAAGCUUGCUGUGAACUUUGGUAGUUUUUUUUUAAAGCCCAGCUUUGCGUUGAUCCUUUAGCUAUAAGAUACUUAACGUUAACCUUUAAAUGUAGGAAUAAAAUGGCAUCUAAGCACUUUACCAAAAGGGAUUUUUGCAAAUAACGAAAAAAAAAUUUUUUUAUAAAUGUAGGAUUAAAUAUAGGACCAUUCUCCAUAGUGUUUCCCUGCAGCUUUCUUUCUUUUUUUUUAAUAACGCAAACUCAAUUCAUUCCUAACAUUGUCUACCUCAGUGAAGUUUCAGGGUAAUUAUUUAUAUGGAAAUGUUUGCCAAACACCUAAGAUUGAGAUGACUGGAUAUUGGCUUCUCAAUUAAGAUAGUUUUUCCAUUCUAGUUUAUCCCAGCUUUUGGGGAGCGUUGCCACAUCAUGAAUUUUCAAGUCAUUUUUUGCCUUUCAUGCUAUCAGCUUCCCUUCUUACUCCAGUUUACUGUAAAUUUUGCUGAUUGUCCUCUCACUCAUCAUAAACCAAAAAAAAAAAAAAAAACCCAAACCCAUUGCCGUUGAGUGGAUUCCCACUCAAGCUGGAGUCUUUUCUAGACUCAGGAGCUCACACUUGUUUUGAUGCUUGGAACCUAUCUUCAUGUUAGUAAGGCAGAUCGGCCAAGAAGGCCGUUGGUAAGUGUUUGUGCCAGGGACUGAGCUGUGUGAUACUGAACGUCACUGCCGUAGGCCUUAGCUUUCUCUUCAGUGGAAUGGGAAUAUCAUUUUUUUUCCUCACAAAUGCUGUGGGGAUCAGAUGUGCAAACAUUCCCUUUAACACAUAUAGUUACAGGCACAUUAAAGGCAUUUUAUUAACAAAGGUCCUUUUAAAUGUGCUAUUUACCUGAUACCAGCUGUCAGGUUUGCCUUAAUUUUGGUUUUAAUUCUUUUAUCCAAACAUAUCCUCACAAACUUUAUACAGUUUAACUAAUACAAUAGAUUUAUUUGCAAAAACGAGAGUAAUUUGAGGUAUUUGUUUUGGUUUUAAGCCAGGACGACAAGUGCAAAUGUCUCUUUGAAGGAAUGCAGGUUAGGUAAACUGAUUUUAUCAUCUCUAAAAUAUUUUAUUUAACUAGUUUGUACCAGAUAUUUAUAAAACUUGUCAAAAGCAUUGUUCCUAUAUAUAUUGCUAAACGUGUUCAGUACUCACUGUAACCAUCUUUUACUUUUUUCCCUUUGGAUUAAUUAACUAGGUGAAUGAGAAAUAUAUUGCUUUUUGUAUUAAAAAACAUAAAUUAAAAUUUUGGAAAGAAAAGGCAAUAUCGUCUGGCUUCCCAGGUAUACCAGCAUGGCCACCUGCUGUCCUUUGGUUACUAUUUGCAUGGAAUAGUCUUUUCCAUCCUGUUAUCUUUAACCUGUUUGUGUCUUUGAGCCCAAGGUGUAUCUCAUAGACAGCAUAUGGAUGGGUCAUAUUUUCUUACCCAUCCUGCCACUUAGCUGCUGACACACAUCCCUUUAUAUGAAACAAACUGGCCCUGCUGUAAUUAAUCUUUCCUCUUUAUCAUUUCUGGAAGGCCCUUUUUGAAUUACUUGCACUCUGCCGUCAGCUUACAGUCCCCUGUCGUUCAUGAUGUUCAUCAAGAGAUAAGAGGAAAAGAAGUUGAAGGCAAGGAGCCUAUGAGAAUUGGCGUAUGAGUGACAUAGUCCAGGAACAGCGCUCUUACCGAGGGGGAGACAUGAGUUAGCGUCUGUGCCUUUUUUUACUAAACAGAUGUCAAAGUAACUUAGAAAGUCAGUUCCUGUGUCAGCCGACCACCCAACGUUGUACCUGCACCUGACGGGUUUUGUGGGCAUGUAUGCUUUAUUGACAAACAACCCUGGAAUGGCACUAUGCUUUCAUCACCUGCCGUGACAGCUGAUGACACAUAGAUUUCCUUUAUGGGACUGUUGAAAGCAUUGAUAGUAGGAUGCCAUUUGUGAAGCCAGUUGUAGCCAGUUUCUCCUUGGGGCACAGCUUUUGAAUUGUCAUUGCAGUGUGUGUUCUUGUUCAGUUUCUUCAGUUCUGUUUUAGCGAUAAGUUCUGGCAUGGAAGUUACACCGAAGAGGGGCCACUGGGUCGGUAACGUGGAAGCCCCACAAGACGUGUAUGCCCUUCAGUAUAUGCACAGCAGUGAAUGUCUUAUUUUCUUUAUGGUUAUAGGCUGCCAGUUUUUACUUGGCACUCUAACCUCCUGCCCUCUGUAUCAUCUUGUAUGCUUCUACGCGGCAUACAGAUUCAUUUGGUCCUUUAUAAUUUCCAAGAUUUUUUUGAUAAACACAGACCAAAAAACCUACGUUGGUAUCUUCAGGAGUCAAGUCUGGGAAAACUUUGGCAUCUUGCUCAAGCGAGCCCAUUAUCUGCUCAAAUGAGGAGACGUCUUUGCCCCAUCCCCCUUCGUUUCCUUUGCUGUCACCAGGGCCAUCAGCAUCUGCUUGAGUCCUUUCUUUUGUGACAUCGACUGUGUCAUCAUCCUGUGACACCGUGUAACUGCCAUUGUCACCAUUGCAUUGAGCUUCAGAUUCACAAAAACUGGCAAGCUCCUUCGAUGCAUCUUUGUCACAGUCCCUCUCAGAAUCAUCUGCAUUCAGGGUGAAGAAAAUAAAAUUGCUACAGCUUCGUCAGCUGUUUAAGUAGCCAUUUCUGAAAAAGAGAAGUGUUUCAGGAAUAAGGAAUUCCAGCCUCCCGUAGAAAUAAAAGUCCCGAAAAGGAAGUGCUGUCACGGGAACAUGACUGCUGCAGUCCAUUGAAUAUUUCCUGAUCACAAAAACAGCACCUUCCUAUUAACACUUAGGAAACAAGUGAACUUGCGAGGCUUAUUUCCCUGCACAGAAGCCCAAAAAACAAAAAAUUUGAGUGGGACUUACAUAUCCCAGUGGUUUUUCAGCACGGUAAAACGUGAUUACACUUUAUGGCCCCUGAAAAUAAAUCAUUCCGUUGAAUAUUUCCUAAUCAUGAAAACAGCACCUUCCCAGUAAUGCUCAGGAAACAGUAAGUGUACUUCCAAGUCUUAUCUCCUUGUGGAAAGGUAAGAGACAAAAGCUUCAUACAAGCACUCAUCUGUAUGCAGCACUUCAUGUGCUGACCUCUUGUCAUAGCAGCGUGGCACCAGUGAACUUCCUUCUGUUUCACAGUGUCACACAAGACCCCACCCUGAUGCCACCCUAUAGUAGUGGGGUUUGAGGAUCUCAAUAAAAGAGGUCGAAAACAUAAAUUCUGCUGGUCACAAAAGGGCUAUCCCGGAUUUCAAGGCAGGUUUCACCUGGGUAUCUAAAUUCAUGAAAAAGGAAUGGUCUUUCCGUGAGAAAGAACUGCUGUAGGCCAGCAACUUCCAGAUGACUGCAGAGGAAAAGAUGGUCAGGUCCAACAAAUUCAUCACCAAAGAAAUCUCUGAACUCAGUAUCACGGCAGUGGACAUAAUUAAUAUUGACAGGGUUCCAGUGUCAUUUGGCAUUCCAGCCACUAGGACUGUGGCUGCUUCAGGUAUGAAAACUAGCCAUUAGAACCACUAGGCACAAGAGGACUUGCUUCACUGUAGUCAUUGGUUGCACUGCGACUGGGAUGAAAUUAGAGCUGAUUGUGAUUUUCAAGAGAGUUACCAUGACCCG
Molecule: messenger RNA, 5476 nt
Organism: Loxodonta africana (African savanna elephant)
Lineage: Eukaryota; Metazoa; Chordata; Mammalia; Proboscidea; Elephantidae
Gene: NHLRC3
Product: NHL repeat containing 3
Exons: 7
Coding region: 152-1180 (342 amino acids)
Biological process (GO): protein polyubiquitination; negative regulation of translation; proteasome-mediated ubiquitin-dependent protein catabolic process
Molecular function (GO): ubiquitin protein ligase activity; translation repressor activity; protein binding
Source: RefSeq, a predicted model, not a curated record